CGAGGAUCUUAUCGUUACGCCCUUUGCACAAAUACUUGCUUCACUUCGUUCUGUUAGAAACAAUUUUUUGUCUCUUACUAACGUGCCAACAAACAAAUCACGGCGAAGCAGUGGUGCUCAUGGUAACAGUACGCAACAGUCACGGACUUUUGCACCUGGAGAAGAACCGUACAUGAAACUUGCAGUUGAGACCAUAGAGGAGCUGGAUUGGUGUCUAGAUCAAUUAGAAACUAUUCAAACUCAUCGGUCCGUAUCGGAUAUGGCGUCACUCAAGUUUAAGCGAAUGCUGAACAAAGAGCUUUCACACUUCUCGGAAUCCUCAAAGUCUGGAAAUCAAAUUUCAGAGUACAUUUGCAGCACGUUUUUAGACAAACAGCAAGAACUUGAUUUACCGUCCCUACGCAUUGAUGAUACGAUAUUUGCUAGUAAGGAUGCUCGAAUAUCUAAGAAAAAAGAUAGAGUUCAACGGAGUCCUGCUGCCAUGUCACAUAUUAGUGGUGUGAAACGGCCACUGACCCACACUAACAGCUUCACCGGUGAGCGAGUACCACUUUAUGGUGUGGAAACACCAUAUGAAGAAGAUCUUGGCAAGGUGCUCAGUGAAAUUGAUAUGUGGGGCAUAGACAUAUUUAGGAUAGGUGAAUACAGCAACAACCGACCUCUUACCUGUAUUGCUUAUACGGCUUUUCAGAGUCGAGACUUGCUCAAGCUCAUUAUGAUUCCACCAAAAACUUUUGUCAACUUUACAAUGACUCUCGAAGAUCACUAUAUCAAGGACAACCCAUUUCACAAUAGUCUUCAUGCAGCCGAUGUUACCCAGUCUACACACACUCUUCUUAAUACUCCUGCUCUAGAGUCUGUGUUCACACCCUUAGAGAUAACAGCGGCCCUUUUUGCUGCUAGUAUUCAUGAUGUUGAUCAUCCUGGUCUGACAAAUCAAUUUCUCAUUAAUUCAAGUUCAGAACUAGCUUUGAUGUAUAACGAUGAAUCUGUACUAGAAAAUCAUCAUCUGGCAGUUGCAUUUAAACUUUUACAAAAUGAAGGCUGUGACAUCUUCGUCAACUGCACAAAAAAACAGCGCCAAACAUUACGAAAAAUGGUUAUUGACAUGGUGCUGUCCACUGAUAUGUCGAAGCACAUGUCACUUCUUGCCGAUCUCAAGACUAUGGUCGAGACCAAAAAAGUCGCUGGAUCUGGUGUGUUGUUACUUGACAACUAUACAGACAGAAUUCAGGUGCUGGAGAACCUGGUGCAUUGCGCAGAUCUAUCGAACCCAACUAAGCCACUAGCACUGUACCGACGUUGGGUUGAUCUCUUAAUGGAGGAGUUUUUCCAGCAGGGUGAUCGAGAACGUGAGCAAAAUAUGGACAUAAGUCCGAUGUGUGACCGACACAAUGCCACCGUCCAGAAGUCGCAGGUUGGCUUCAUCGAUUACAUCGUCCACCCACUUUGGGAAACCUGGGCUGAUCUUGUUCAUCCAGACGCUCAAGAAAUACUGGAUACCCUUGAAGAGAACCGAGACUGGUAUCAGUCAAUGAUACCACCUUCACCACCACCUGAUUCGUUCUACAUUGGUGACCCCCAGCAGCAGGGUGAUAGGCUUCAGUUUCACGUAACACCGGAGGAAGAUGAGGAAGGGCUACUCAGUGAGCCGUCAAGACAACAACAUAGCCCUUCAAUUGAGCUAGAGACCAAUAGUCAUCUUAAUAAAGUUCAAGGCGAUGCUGGAAUGUGACUUUCAGUCAUUUGUAACAAACUUUACAAGGAAGCGUAGCAAACCUGGUAGCACGUGUGCUAGUGAUGUGCUGCUUUUGUACAUGUGUACGUGCGUGCGUGUUUGUGUGUGUGUUUAUCUUUAUCUACCCUAGUAUUCACUUUAUUACAUGUCUUUUACUUGCCAUUAUGUAGACUUCUUACAUCCUUACUAGUAUACUUAUAAUUAACGAUCCAAGGGGGGUUCGGUGGUCUUCUUUAAAUGCUAAGAGAUAAGUGGAACUUUUAACAAAAUCUAUUUAAAGUAUCAGAGAACUUUAAGGUCUCAAUAUUUUUAUCUCACUUUUUUUACUAAAGAAAAAUAAGCCUUAAUCUAUUGCUGUUCGUAAGAGAUCAUUGUAUGAAAAAGUUAGAUUUUAUUAGUAAAAGAAAUUGUGGAUAUAAAUUUUGAACCGAUUCCCGCAAGCAAAAGCUUCUCUAUAUAGAAAUUGUUAAAAGCUUCAAUGCUCUCUCACCCCAGAUUUUUAGGAAAUCAUGAAACUUCCCUUUUUUUGUACGUUGUGGAAUGAAACUUGGAACAAAAACAAAAAUAUUAUCUUUCUUAUUGACUUGAUACCAUCAGUAGGAUCAUCCCUAAUAUGAAAAAUACAGUAAUAUUACACAAAAAAGAUACUUACACAGAUAAGAAGCAUGAGGAUAAACUAAAUACUAAUUCGGCUGCUGAUUAAGUAGUUUUGUUGAAUGCAAAGCGUAGUAUGUAAUACAUCCGAUCAUACUCUCAUAAGUAUAUGCCUUGUUUAAGUGAUUAAAUUAUACAAUACAAUUAAACUAGCAAAGUACUAACGUACUUAAAAACAACAAAAUAAACAGACUUAAAGAAUAGAAAAUAUUUAAAUAUAUUGUAUUAGUGUAAAAGUAUGUGUAUGAGUGUUAUGGAUAGAACCCUGAAUGAGAUUGAGAAAAUUAUCUACGUGUCAGAGAAUGCGUUUUCCCUUACUACUUUUUUUUUAAGUAUUAUGAUCUCGGCUGGUCCGAAGAUAAUCAGCUAUGUAUAUCAAAAACAUGUGUAAAUUAUGUAUAGUUGCAUAUAUUUGUGAGAGAUUCAUAAAGAGAAAGAGAAAAAACGAUAGACAGAAAGACAAAGGGAGGAAGAGAGAGGGUUGGAGAGAAAAAUCAUUAUGAGAAACAGAUAAUAGUAAAAAAAAUAACGAGAGAAAGAGUACUGCUGUAAUAUUUGAGAAGAGUUGGUUAAGUUGGCAUAAUGAGAAACUCUUUAAAUUAAGAAGUAAUAGUCAUUGCUUGUUGAUAAAGACAAGAACAACGAUCACUUAUCAUUUUUAGCGUUGAGGACAGAGGAGAAGUAAAACUAAAUAAUGCAGUUCUCUCUCUAUACACGUAGAAGGCUUGUGAAUUAUUUUCUGAUCACACAAAUAAUCAUUAAGUUUUAUUCAGGUACUUCGCCCUUAAAAAGUAGUACAUCUAGUAGCAGCUUUAUAAAUGUAACUUUAUUUAUUAAAGUGCUUGUAGGUAAUUGUCACCUGGAGAGUUGAGAACAUCAUAAGUUUUAGGUGCUGAAAAAAUAAAAGCAGAUAACGCUAAUUAGGUUCUACAAAGUAUUACUUAAAAAGAGUGUGUUUUAUUUACUGUUAUUGACUUAUUUAAAAAAAUAAUUACUUAUCAAAUAAAAUUAAUAAGUAGUUUUUUCAAGUGCUACAAUACUUCUUAAGCUUUUUCAAUAUAUUGUAUGAGAUUGUAUUGAAUAAAACAUAAGUUAUUUUGUUAAAUCAUCAAAAACCAUCAAUACGGUAAGGAGCUACUUUUAUAAUACACUUAUUUUUACACAA
Molecule: messenger RNA, 3557 nt
Organism: Copidosoma floridanum
Lineage: Eukaryota; Metazoa; Arthropoda; Insecta; Hymenoptera; Encyrtidae
Gene: dnc
Product: phosphodiesterase dunce
Biological process (GO): signal transduction
Molecular function (GO): 3',5'-cyclic-nucleotide phosphodiesterase activity
Source: RefSeq, a predicted model, not a curated record